Molecule: messenger RNA, 1821 nt
Organism: Eptesicus fuscus (big brown bat)
Lineage: Eukaryota; Metazoa; Chordata; Mammalia; Chiroptera; Vespertilionidae
Gene: AFM
Product: afamin
Exons: 14
Coding region: 10-1821 (603 amino acids)
Biological process (GO): protein transport within extracellular region; vitamin transport
Cellular component (GO): blood microparticle; cytoplasm
Molecular function (GO): fatty acid binding; vitamin E binding; zinc ion binding
Source: RefSeq, a predicted model, not a curated record
UCUAAAGAAAUGAAACAGUUAAAACUUACCGGUUUUGUUAUUUUCUUGUUCUUUUUGACUAAAUGCCUAAACUUGCCCACAAAGCCUCAAGAUGUUGAUGAUUUUAAUAUUACCCAGAAAUUUAUAGAGGACAAUGUUGGCUAUAUCACCAUCAUUUCAUUUGCUCAAUAUGUUCAGGAGGCAUCCUUUGAGGAAGUAGAAAUGUUGGCAAAAGCCAUGAUGGAAUACAGAGAUCAAUGCUUGGCCAACUUGAAACUCCCUCAGUGUUCAAAAUUACCUAAUGAUGCUUUACUAGAAGCAAUAUGUGCUAUGGAGGGGGUACCACAAAAGCACAACUUUUCACACUGCUGUAAUAAGGUUGACUUUGAAAGAAGACUCUGUUUCUUCCAUAAUAAGAAAGCUGAUGUAGAAUUUCUACCUCCUCUCCCUACUCUGGAUCCUGAAGUGAAAUGCCAGGCUUAUAAAAAUAACAGUGAAUCUUUUCUAAGCAACUAUAUCUAUGAAGUUUCCAGAAGGAAUCCCUUUGUUUUCACCCCCACACUUCUAACAGCCAUGUCUCAUUUUGAGGAGAUGGCUAAAACAUGUUGUGAAGAACAAGACAAAGCUAACUGCUUUAGAACAAAGGCAGUACCUGCCAUACAAUACUUAAAAGCAUUCUCUUCUUUUCAAAAAAAUGUGUGUGGGGCAUUUUUGAAAUUUGGACCGAAAGUCUUAAAAUCUAUAUACAUUGCUAUCCUUAGUCAAAAAUUCCCCAAGAUUGAAUUUGAAGAACUUACCUCCAUUCUAGAAGAUGUUUCUUCUAAGUAUGAUGGAUGCUGUGAAGGGGAUGCUGUGCAGUGCAUCCGUGGCAGGAGCAAGGUUAUGAGCCAUAUUUGUUCAAAACAAGAUUCUAUCUCUAGCAAAAUUAAAGAGUGCUGUAGAAAGAAAAUACCAGAGCGUGGCGAGUGCAUAAUUAACAUGAAUAACGAUGACAAGCCAAAGGAUUUAUCUCUAAAAGAAGAAACAUUUACUGAAAAUAAAAAUGUGUGUGAAGAACGAAAUGCUGACCAAGAUACCUUCAUGGAUAAGUUUCUUUAUGAAUACUCAAGGAGACAUCAAGAACUGUCUACACCUGAGCUUUUAAGAAUUGCUAGAGUGUAUGAUGACCUCCUGAAAGAGUGUUGCAAUGCAGAAAACCCUUCAGACUGUUACAGUAAUGUGGAAAACAAAUUCAACAAAACAACUGAGAAAAGCCUCAAAAUAGUACAACGAGAAUGUGAACAUUUCCAGAAUUUGGGGAAAGACGAUUUGAAAUACCACUACUUUAUCAAAUUCACAAAGAUAGCCCCUCAGCUCUCCACUGACGAACUGACCUUCCUUGGCGAGGAAAUGGUGACAGCUUUACUCACCUGCUGCACUCUGAGUGAAGAGUUUGCCUGCGCCGAUAAUUUGGUGGAUUUAGUUAUUGGAGAGAUAUGUGGAGUAAAGAAUCGAACCAUCAACCCUGCCGUGGACCACUGUUGUAAAACCAACUUUGCCUUCAGAAGGCACUGCUUUGAGGCCCUGGAAGCCGAUAAAACAUAUGUGCCUCCACCUGCCUCUCAAGGUUUAUUCACGUUUCACACAGACUUGUGUCAGGCACAUAAGGAGGAGCUCCAGAGAAAGAAAAACAGGUUUCUUGUGAAUUUAGUGAAGCUAAAGCCUGAACUUACAGAUGAGGAGCUGCGGUCAUCGCUUACAGAGUUCACUAACCUAGUGCACAAGUGCUGCAAAGUAGAGGAGCCUGAAGCCUGCUUCAAUGAAGAGGGUCCAAAAUUGGCAGCCAAAAUCCAGGCUUCUUGA